AUGCCUUCCACUUCCACUCCAGUUUUCACUUCUAGCGAGAGCCAAAAACGAUGGAUAAACCAUAUGAGGGUCAACUACAUCAAGAACUAUACCGUCCGCCCCUGCGUCUUCCAUGUUCCAGACAACUUGAGGGACACCAAGCCCGAGGCUUAUACUCCUCAGCUAGUAGGGCUCGGACCAUACCACCAUUUCUGGCCACAAGUUCAGCACAUGGAAAGCCACAAACGGGCAGCUGUUUUAGAUUAUCUGGAAGGCCUUAACAAGGAAGACUUCAUCAAACUUGUCGAGGAAGGUCCCGAAGAUUUUGAACCCAAAAUUCGUUCGUGUUACGAUAGAUACCUCGACCUGGACAAGGAGACGUUGGCUUGGGUAGUCAUUGUGGAUGGCAUGUUCCUGUUGGACUUCAUUGAUCACCUGGCCCCUAAGGAGCCGAACAAGAACAACCCUGGGUCCGAGGAUGUGGAUAAGGACAGGAUUUACUCGAAGCCUGAAGCAUUGGCUGCCGAUGUAUUAAUGCUCGAGAACCAAAUUCCAAUUGUUCUGAUUCAGGAAAUGCGUACGAUUCUCCAAGAAAGUUUCGAUAUUGAUUCAGAUGCAGAGUUGCGUGGGAAAUUCGUCCGUUUUUUGUUACAAGUACUCCCCGUUAAAGCUGACUUCAGAUCCGACCUCAAGAGACCAAGCUUUUGA
Messenger RNA from Coffea eugenioides, 687 nucleotides. Its product is annotated as putative UPF0481 protein At3g02645. Bases 1 to 687 code for a protein of 228 amino acids. NCBI's taxonomy places the organism in Eukaryota, Viridiplantae, Streptophyta, Magnoliopsida, Gentianales, Rubiaceae. The transcript has a single exon. The record is from RefSeq and is a predicted model, not a curated record.